Messenger RNA from Struthio camelus australis, 13637 nucleotides. The record is from RefSeq and is a predicted model, not a curated record. NCBI's taxonomy places the organism in Eukaryota, Metazoa, Chordata, Aves, Struthioniformes, Struthionidae.
CCCUUGUGAUGUCCUGGAGAACUGUUGAAUCGAACAGCUGGGAUUCAGACUGCAGCCUGGUCUCAUGUCUUUUGGUUGUUCCAUCACCGAUUUUGACUAUGGAAAUGUGCCUGUUGCAUGGUCCUCGAGUACUCUGCAAACACACAGAUAGCUUUGAGAAAAAGUUUUACUGUGCUGGUUUACCAAACAAAUAUUUCUGAAAAUGCUGCUGGUGAGCGCUGCAAUGUGCGUAUAUUGCGUGCGGAGUUCAUGUUGCCACAGUUCAUGGUUACAAACAAGUAAGAUUCUAUCUAUAGCAAGAAGUUUGCAAUGACAGCUUAUUAGGAGCCUGCACAUAGCAGCAAGUUUGUCUAUGCUUAAGUGUUCCACUCUUAGUCUGGAGAGCUGUACUUUCAAACCGAUUCAUGACAUUGUUUCUGUGGGGGCUGGACUCUGUAGUGAGAGACUGAUUAAGCUUUGGUCUGUUCUCCAGACUGGAAAAAAACUCUUGUUGUUAAGGCAAAAGGCUUCCCUUAGAACAAGAUUGCUAUUUAGACUUUCCUGUGCUUUAUCUCAGUUAGCUGCGUGGUGCAUGAGUAUGUUCUUUAUGCGUGUCUUCUGAGGGGUACCUUUAAAAUGUCUGCGUUUACAAGCUGCGGUGAAUUAGAGGGGAGUGAGUGUAUAAGUAAAGGGAGGUUUUUGAAGCCCCUUUUGCCCCUCCUCCCCCUUUACUCAGCACUGUCAGAGUGAAAGAUAGGAUUGAUUAUAAAUGCCUUUAAAAAGAGGAAGGGGAGGAUCUCAUUUCAGGUGGCUUAAACUUAAUUUAGAUAUGUAUUUAGAGACUCUCCUAACAGUAUAGUGGGAUGUUUAAUAGAAUGACUUUGUAGUGGAUUGUUGUUUUGUAAUUGUGUGGUUCAGACUUGGACUGCACUGGAGGUCACCAGAAACAACAACUGUGUUUGAAGGUCCAGUUUUCUUUAUGGAAGAAGCUAGACUCGUGGGUAAUGUAAUCUUGGAGAAGAAGUUGUCAACUUCCUGAGGUUCUGUUUGAUCAUUAAGAAAGAGAACACAAUUGAAAAAAAUGAGGUGUUUUGACCUCUUAAGUGAUCUCUUCUUUUCUUCUACCCAGAAGCUGGGUUCAUGAACAAAAGAAAACAAGCUUGAAUUACACAGUGAAUCUCGAAAUGAAAGGCCCUCCAGGGUCCACCUCCAUCUUCCUGUUCCACUUGAUCUUUCAGAAGUGUUGAGCACUAGUUGAUGUAAUUGAGUUUACUGGAGCUCACAAAUCACAAUUACUGAGUGCGACUUUAAAAAACAAAACUUGUUUCUAUCUCUCUAAUCCCUUUCCCACAGAGUUACUGGGAGAACAGGCUUUGUAGUAGGUCUAGGAUAACAACGAAUCUGAGCUCUGUUUGAGACUGAAGAGAAUUUCUAAGUUUUGUUUAUAUAAAGAACAGUAUGCAAAGUUUUAAUUAUUAUAAAAGUGUUCUAGAGUUUUCAGAUAUAUUCAAUGCUGCCUUAAUGAUUUGUGCAUGUAAAUACCCUGUAAUUGAAAGCAUCCAUUUAUGGGCCUGACUUGCUAAGUGAGCUGUAAAUUCUGCUUUUCAGAUUGGAUUUAAUGACUUUUAUCAUAAAGCCACAAACUGGUUGUGAACUGUGCCGACAGGCAAACAAUACCUAAGCUUACUUUGCCAAAAUAUUUGUAAUUGUUGAUUUGUUAAACUGAAUUGCUGCAGGUCAUGCGAUGGGAUUAGUUUUUUGUAAUAGCAUAGAGAGUACAGGCAGCCCUGUGUUCAAUACUCUCUGGGCUAGAAAAAAUUGGCUGCUGCUGAAAAUCUUCCUAAACGUUGCUCUCAACUUCCAGUAGAGAAACUGUAUAACAAAGAGUGAGGCUUCAAUCUGGAUGACGUUUUGUCAUGGUUAUAUGUGUUUGACAGUCGUAGUAAGAAGACCAAGAAGAGGCUGUGAGGGAGUGGUUCUUGGGUCUCGUAACAGUUUAGUCUGGAGCUCCGGCUUGGUUAAAUUACGCUGGAGCAGUAUGAGCUUAACAUAAGGCACUCUUCAGUACAAAGUGAAGAGAGCUCUGCUUAUCAAGAGGAGUGUUUGAAGAACGUUUUUUAGGCCUAUUUUGAAAGUGAACUUGACUAAGCUAGUUAAAUGCACUUAUUUAACAAAGUGGAGAAACUGCUAAGCUAUAUGGAUGAAGAACAAGACAGGUACCUGAUAAUCGGGUCCGUGACUAUUCCUGUCAGAUUUGUCCCAGGAAUACUUACUUUCUAAAAUAAUCAAAUUGACACUUGCCUGUUACGCAUGGAAAAUUUUAGUCAAAACAAAAGAACUGAGAAGACUUGCAAAACUGCUGCCCUUUGGAAUGUGUAUUUGGUGCUUUUGUGGAAAUAUUACAGUCCUUCAGUUUUCAGGGGCAAUUCUGUGAGUUGGUUCAUAUUAAGUACAUGCAAGAAAUUUGUUGCUUUGCGAAGACAGGUGGAUUGGCUAACUACAUUCUUCAUAAUAUUCCUCUUUUGUAGUUCUAGGAGAGUUGCUAAAAUGCUUCAGUCCUAUUAGUAGCUUAAUCAAAGGUUAUUAAAAUUAAAAUCUUGUCUUUCUCAUGUCUCUAGUUGCAAGCCAUUUUAGUAUGCUAUGAAUGCAUGUGCUACUUUCAAUGUGCUAAUGUUCUAAUAGCAACAAAGCUUUUCGUUAUUAUAUUUGUCUGUAAUUUGCAGUUGUCCUUAGUAAUUGAAAAAAUUCCAGCUUCUGAAGCUUUCAUAACAUCAAGUUGGUGCUUAUUUUAAUUCUGGGUAUGAGAAGCGUAAGUUUUCUCACUUGAUUCAUAAUCAAACUUCUUGAAAUGAGUGAGAGGAAAAAAGUCUAUUUUAAAAGUAGGUGGGUAAUUCUCUUUUCAAUGAGCUAUAUAAAAUAAUGCAGUUAUGCAGAAUUGUGAGAUGCAUUACAAUACUAGAGCAUAAUAAAUUUAAAGAAUUAAUGUGUCAGUUGAGUUUCUAAGUUGGCAUGUUACAAAAUCCUCGUUCUAAAGCUGUCCCAGAGGAAGAAUUUUCUUCACUGCUGUCCCCCGAAGUCACAAGCAGCCUGCCUUGAACUUCAUCUGCUCAUGUCAAAGCUGAGCAAGGACCUUGGCUUUGCUUUGUGGAGCUUUGGCCUGUGAGCUGGCCAGAUGGAGCUGCAGGCCAGAUGGAGCCCCUUGGGAGGGAGCUCUUUAGAGCCACUCCCCACUGGUGGCCUAAUUGGCUGAAAAGCUGAACCAGGGUGGGGGUGAGGGUAUUGCUCAGCAGGGCUGGAUUCCCCUUCCCUCUCUUCUCCACCCCCACUGCCAAAAUUGAAAAAUCCCAAACACCCCAAACCUACUGAGGAACUAUUUGAAGCUGACCUACUCCACCCAGAAUAUGGGGGGAGAAGGAUGCGCGUCAUCUUUCGUCUGUGGUGGUUCCUCAAACGUACGUAAGCAAGCAGCUUUGAGGUUCUCUAGUAUGACAAAACUGUAGGUGUCUUCAAUAUGUGUUUGUAGCGGAAGAAAGAACGGGCCCUUCUGGAAUCUCAAAAGGCAGUUUUUGGAGGGGAGGUGAGUGCAGGGGUAGAAGUAAAAAGUCUUCUCUUGUCUAUUCUACUAAAUGUAUUAGCUAGACUGUAUUCUAUCUGAAAGUGAAAAGAGUGGCUUUGGUUUUAGUUUGAACUUCAUGCAGAAUUUAGGUUUCCUGUGAACUGAGAUCGUUAACAUUGGGGAAAACUUUCUCAGGUUCCACUGAAAAUAAGUUGUCCUAUCACUGUUUAGAACAACGGUCUGAAGAAUCUAGAAGCAGAUCAAAAAUUAAUUUUGUUUUACUUCUGUUCAAUUCAAGAUGAAAGACUUGUUUUAUCAUUUCUCACAGUUUCUCUAACUCGUAACGAAUUUGCAUGAACGUAGUUGGCAUUUAUAGUACUACAUAAGCUAUGCCCUUUAAAACUUCAACUUUUAGGAUUGCUGUGUCUUGAUAUUGCCUUAAAUAGGAUAUGCUUCAGUAAAUGUUACCUUAUUUUAAAAUGCCUAAUAUCGCAGGGAGGCAUGUGAAAGGAAAGGGUGUAUCUUCUAAGAGAUCUGAAGCAAUGUGCCCUUGGAUGAGAUUCUUUAUCAAUUCCACCAAAUUCCAGGAUUAAUGAAAAACCAUUGCUUUUUAAUAAUGCCAUAAAAAAGAGACAAAGAUCGGGAGGAAACGAACUUCUAGACUGUCUCAAAUGCCACAAACGAUUCUUCCCUCAAGAGCUUAACUUCUGUCCUCUUUAUUCGAGAAGAACACUUGCAAAUAAAAUUCCUCUAAGCCAGAAUACUUCUAGUAAAACCAAGAAAGAUCAGAUUUCUUUAUUUCAAGUUUAAGAUGAAUAAGCAGAUUGAUAUGAAAUAUGUUGCAUAAGGUUUUAGAAUACAUUAGCCAGGAAUCACUUGAUAUUUUUGGUAGCAGCAGUGUGUUUAUAGUAUGUUCCAGACGCUCAGGAAAGGAAAUUUUCCUUGAAGAUUUUAAUUUGUUAGCACGCUGCCUUUAAGGUUUUCUUCAUCUUUUAUGCUUAGUUGUUGCUGGGAUCGUGGGCUUAACGCUUAAUACUUGUUCCAGAGAACUACAGUAGAAUGGAAUAAUAGCAGACAUGACUCAAACUGUUACUUAAAAAGUUGCCAACUAUGACACUAUGUUUGAUCGACUAUAGAAACAUGUGCAUCAGGAAACAGAAGUAUACUACAGGGGUAGAGAUGAACCAGAUAAGACCAAAGUUAGGCAAUUUGUAAAUUUUCCAGUUUUAAUCUGUUUGGAAUCACUCUGUUUUUAACUGCACGUGCUCUCUAUGCGCAGCAAUCUAAAGCAACACUUAUCUGGGCAAAACUGAGUGUUCAAAGCUACAGUUUUAAGGCACAAGUGAGUAUGGAAAGGGAUGAAAUAGUAGCUGUCUGCUUUGUUUUACAUUUCUGCCUUGAUACUAAUAGUUCAUCUGUAGUUGAGCUUAGAAAAGGCUCUUGAGACUCGAUGAGUAAUUACAGGGAGACAGUUGAUAUGUUGAAAUGUUGUGAAAAUAGUGCACAGGAAGGCAAAAGACCCGAUUGUUGAGUAUAACAUCAGGCCUCAGUGGAACAGAAUGAGCAAAGGAAAGACAGUGCAAAGAAUGAAUGAUGGGGAAGCACAGUUGUCAAGGUCCUUUAAAAAAAGGCCUUAAAUGGGUAGUUAGCAUUUGGAGAUGGUUGGCUGUGGACUACAACGAAUUCAUGAAGAUUAUAUCACCAGGAAGAAGAGUUAUGACAGAUUUAGCAUGUAUUUAGUCUGCAGCCAUCUUCAUAAUGUGAAAAUAUUUCUUGCAGUGUUGGCAAAGUUUAUUAUUUUUGGUGGGGGUGAGCAUUUUAUACCUUUUUAUGGAUCAAGAAAGGAUACAUGGAAGAAGCAAUAGUAGAGGAAUGUUUUUUAGCAAGUAACAGAGGCUAGUAUCAACAGUGAUGGUGAAUGAGAAGAUGAUGCUUUAAGAACAAAAAUUAAAACUCCUGAUGUUACUGUAUCAACUUGCAGGCAGAAAUUAUAGGUGAUGAAUUGAAAUGGGAUUUGCUGGUUGAAAAUGAGCUGUAGCAAAGUGAUUCAUAAAUCCGUAGGUCUAAACAUGGUAGCUCAGACUAGACGGACAUGGUUACAAGCUAACAAAUGGUAGAGGUGCAUACAAGAAGCCAUAGGGAAUGAAAGUCGAAGGGGCAGAUUUCUGUUUGAGCUUCUGCCAGACGUUCAGCAGCAUGGAUGUGCUUUGCAUUCUCUAGCUACGAGUUGCUCGUGCGGUGUAGAUUUCUAUUUUAUACUUAAUAAUAAUGUUGGUAGCUUUAGGAUAAUAUGACCAAAAAGACAAGUGGCAAACAUAGACUGUAGUCUGAUUUAAUUCUUCUGCAGUCUUUCGAUCAGUUCCUCUGCCAUUAUCUUCGGGUACUUGUAACUUAAUUGAAGAAAUAAAGCUUUCAGGCUUGGCCUCUCUCCAUAGGAGCUUCCCGAGCUGUAUGAGCUAUGUUCAGAUGCUUUGUUUGUGACAAAAGGCUGAUAGUCCCCCAUUUGUGGGGAUGAUGUGAUUCAGAUCUACAAAAUCAUGAAGUUUGUGGACAAGAUGAAUAUAAGCAGCUCUUCAGCAAAGCUUGCAGGAGUAGAGCAAGAGGCACUUCCUGCAACUAGGAAGAGAUCGAGUUAAAACAGCUGAAAGUCCUUCUUUACACAGUGGGCAGUACACGUCUGGUGCUGGUUGCCACAAGAGAUCGUGGAGGCAGAGUGUAUCAUCAGGUCUAGAAGUGAUUAGAUAAAUUUGUGGACAACAGUCCGUAAAUGGCUACUAAAUGGCAUAGGUAGGGAUGUAGCCUCUAACAUUGCUGCUAUAAUGGUUGUGGAUGAUGAGGGGUUAGGAGGGGAAUGGGCUACAUAAGGCAGCCAAGCUCUUGUGCUUUCCUUGAAUAGCGUAUCCUUUUGCUGCUGUUGGGGACAGAGCCCUAGGCCAGAUGCACCAGUCUUCUGACCCAGUAGGGUAUAUCUUAUUAAUUACCUUAUUGCUGCGUUGUCCUUGCAUAAUUUUAAAUUUAUCUAAAUUGCUCAGGAUUCAAGCAAAACAUGCCUUGUACUUUAUAGUACCUCCGUUAGGUUUGCAGAAUAGUGUAACUUUUGCAGAAAUAAAGCCAGCUGAAAUAUUCUGUUGCCAGGAGUCUAUCACAAUUGGUUGAGGUCUUAAGCUGGAUGAAGUCCUGUCCUACUUGUGUCACGUUCUCUCUGCUCAGCCCUCUAACGAUAUGAGGUCACUACUGGAAUAACUUGGUGAAACUUGCUGGCACCUGGCAUGCUAGAAGGAAGAAGCUAGUUUAAGCUUCCCAGAAUCUUAGACUGCCGCUGUGGUGUAUAUUUAUUUUUUGUCAGCUGUUAAGGCGCAAUAAUCAGUGUAAUAAAGGAUUCUUAAAUAUAUUCCCUUGUUUAAAAAAAAGUUGUUUUAAUGUGAAAAUAGCUAAUAUACAUGGGGGUAGCAGAUAAACCUGUUUUGGCAGCUUCUAUGCAAACUAGACUAGUAAAUAUGUAUGUAGAGGAACUAGUUAAAACAAUAGGUAAACUAUCUGGAAAGUGUUGAUUAUUUUGUUCUGAACUGACAGUUUUGAAAAUGGGAAGGCUUUCACUUUUGAAUGUGUCAAAAUAGCAUAAGAAUUCAAAUGUGAAGAACAACGGAUAUGUAUGGGGCUUCUGAACUCUUCCCUGCGGCAAGAGUUGGAUCACUCAAUGUCAAUUUGAAGCAGAAAGGCAGAUUUGCUUUUUUUUUUUUUAAAGCACCAGAGAAUACAGAAAAUCAUAUAUCUAUAUACAUGUAUAGAGAUAUGUAGAUCAGUGUUAUGUCUUAAGGGAGAAUACUGUAAAACUGGACACCUCAUCUCAAAGGGUAUUGUGGAGCAGAAAAAUUAGAUAAAUGCAUUGAGAAUGUUUUUAGAAGGCCUGAAAGAAUACACAGUUUGUCUUGGUAGUAAAUGAGACCUUAGUGAAACGUAUUUUAUGAGGCUGACAAUCAAAGAAAUUCUGGGGCACUGAAAGGUGUCAAAUUUGAACCUAAAGAGCAGGAAGUAUGCAUAUUAUGUGGAAGUGAGCUCCAUAAAUUUGAGGAGAAUUGAGGUGUGCAUAAGCAUCAGUGCUGGUCUUCACAGUUGCCUACUUCUGUGAGCGCUGAAAUUAGCGUUCAGACUUUAAACCAUCGAUUCCUAGUGUGGCCUUUGUGGCAAAAUAGCCCCCUUCCGUUUAUUUUUGGAAUUUCUUGCAUAUGCCUCUGAAGCAUCUAAUGCUGGCCUUGCUCAAAAGUUGGAAGUCUUUUAAUAGAGUUCAGAGCAACUGCUAUUCCAGGUCGCACCUGGAACAUGUAGUCCAGUUUCCUGUUUCAGAAGCUUAGUGUGAGCAUUUCUUAAAACAGCAGAGGCUGCGUAAGCCUCCCGUUUUGUCUCUGAAGCCACUUGAGGUACUGGGUUAAGGGUCUGACUUGUUCUACUGCGUGGCCCACAAACAGUUCAGAACAGGUGGAAAUGGGAGUAAGACUGAUUAAUUUGGCUUUUCCACUAGAAUUAAUUAUCUAAUGAUAAUAAAGUGAAUGCUCAGGUUGCAAUUCAAGAGAUGCAGUGAACUGCUAACACCACUGUUGAAGGCUGAGGCUGGGGCUGGAGGAGAGUCUCAGUCUUCCAUCCAUGCUUCUAUAAAUUGUCAGGUAUCAACGCUGGUACUUACGGUACCAUGUGUGAGCUGAUACAACUUGUUAACCUGGAAGAAAACUAACUCGGCAAAAAAACUUGAUAAUUUUCUGCUAGGUUAGCCAGCUGAGUCUGCGUAGAAAGGUCUAGCACCUAUCAGGGCUAGUGCAGAGGAGGAGGUGAGGAGAAAGGAGGAAACAAGACCUGGAUUUCUCGUGGCAAAAAGCUGUUGCAUUGGCUUAGUUCCAUGUGAGGCUGUAGCUUGAGUGUCCUAUUCAGAAUUUGAUUUUAAAGUGUUGGAUAUUGAAUUUAUUUUUCUUAUUUGCAGCACCGAGGACUCCAGUAUAAUGGUUUUGCAGGCUACAAAACCUGACCUGCGAUCAGGUUGAACACAAUUGGGCAUAAUUCUUCUGUUCUUCCAGUAAUGUUAAAAUAUUGAAGUUCUUCUUGUAUUGUCGUCUUGUAUGAAAAUGAAUACUCUUGGUUUAAGGUUGAUGGAUUAUUUUGAGUCUCUUCCCUAAAAUUAGCGGUGUUUAUCUUGAGUGCCUGUUAAUCAGAACCCUCUGUCUCCUGGAGCCCACACAGUUGUACUUCUUGCUUCAGUAAUAUUUUCAAGUGGUCUCAGAAGCUAUUUUAUGAAGGUUAUAAUUUAAUUGAAAAUGAAACAGCCUUUCUGUGGAAUGUUCUAUUUUGUGCAGGUCAAAAAUUUACAAAUUUAAGUUAUUAAUACAAUGUAUCUUUUGUUGACUUUUUGGUUCUCACUGAAACGGCUAAGGUAAGACAAAGUGUAACUCAGUCAUGAAUAUUAUAGCCUUAAAUAUCUUAAAUCAAGAGUGUUGUUUUGCAGAUGGGGGAAAUCUUAAUAAAAUGAAACUGGUAUAUUUUGAAUAGAAGUGAGAAAGGUGCCUCUGCAGGAUGGAGAGACAUGUAAGGUACCCUGAAAGCUCUGAUCAAGUAGCUUGAAGGUGUAGCAUUAGUUCUUAGCUAAAGCAAGAUCUUUCAGCUGACUGAACUAACUCAUACAGCUAUGGGUUUUGAAGUUGGGAAGCGAGGUACCUUUCUGAAAUUCAAAUGCCCAGUUGCUGCUUGGGAAUAAGAGUAGGUUUUGACAUUUGGCUUUAACGCCCUACUUUUGUCCACAGGAUCGUGAUGUCCUCAGGCAAGGUAUUAUAGCUAUCUACCCAAAAUAAUGCAGCUGACUUGGGGCUUAUAUUCUAAUACCUAAAGCUACCCUAAUAGAAGCUGCUACCCUCAUAGAAGCUGCAAAACCAUGAAGUUUUUUUACUGGCUGUUAUUUCUCUUUUGAAUGAUUUGAAGUGUAAUUUGCAGUGAAAGCUGAACAUAGCAUCCCUUCUAAUCUUUCAUUUUAUAUAGACAAUCUGAUCAGGUGGUAGAUAGUGAAUGAAAAGCAGUCAAAACUGAAAACAGACAAACAGUUCCACAGCUCAGGUACCUGAAAACUCAGAAGUUAAAUAGCCUGCAAAGAAUUUUGAAAGACUUCUGAUGAUUUCAAGUGAUGUCACUUGGGAAGAUUCAUUAUCUGUAGGCCAUUGUGCUCUGAAUUGGAAGUAGAAAAUAAGCUUAACCCCAAACUUUGAAAAUUUCCAGUGAAUUCCAGUUGAUGUCCCUAGUGGAACAAAAAUUGAUAGUUAUUUAAAUCAUGACAAACGAGACAAAAGGCUUGCCAAAUGGCUGGCUGUUGUAAGACUUUUGUCAAGCCGUAAUGACUAAAUGAUGUUCGAAAUAGUUUUGCUUGGUAAGUUAAUUUGGAGCCAGGCAGAACAUGCAUAUCUGUAUUUACAAAUUGUCAAUCAUUUAUUAAAAUUUUCACAAAUGACUGAAAUCAACUAAUUUAGAUGCAAAGCUAGACUAAGUUUAACUCUUGUAGUUACUGAAGUGAGUAGACUUUAGCCAGGAAAGAUUUGAGGAACAAUAAAAUACCUAAUCCAACAGUAAACUUGUCGACUAAUUUGCACAAGCUGAUGAAGGAAAGGGAUGAGGUGCAGAAAACUUGCACGUAAAUCUCAUUGGUGAAAUAACUAACCAUGAUGUAGAGUAGUCCUGAACUAUUAUCUGGCUUAUUUGGGGAGGCUAUGUCCUAUGGUGUUUGGUAAUGAAGUUCCUAGCAAGGUAUUUGUCUUAUGUAAAACCUCACUGCUAAUGUGUCUAUUUUGGUUUGUGUUUUUAGGGCUCAGACGGGAAUCUCUAAUUUAUUGCGUGCUGAGUGUUCUGUCUGGUGAAAAUCAUGUCGUCCAUAUUGCCAUUCACUCCACCAGUUGUGAAGAGACUUCUGGGGUGGAAAAAAUCUGCUGGUGGCUCUGGAGGGGCUGGUGGUGGUGAGCAGAAUGGUCAGGAGGAAAAAUGGUGUGAAAAAGCAGUGAAAAGCUUGGUCAAGAAGCUAAAGAAAACAGGACAGCUGGAUGAGCUUGAGAAGGCAAUUACCACUCAAAAUUGCAAUACAAAAUGUGUGACGAUACCAAGCACUUGCUCUGAAAUUUGGGGACUGAGUACACCAAACACGAUAGAUCAGUGGGAUACAACAGGCCUUUACAGCUUCUCUGAACAAACCAGAUCUCUCGAUGGCCGUCUACAGGUAUCUCAUCGUAAAGGAUUACCACAUGUUAUUUACUGUCGCUUGUGGCGCUGGCCAGAUCUUCACAGUCACCAUGAACUUAAAGCAAUUGAAAACUGUGAAUAUGCUUUUAAUCUUAAAAAGGAUGAAGUAUGUGUAAACCCUUACCACUACCAGAGAGUGGAGACGCCAGUCUUGCCUCCUGUACUAGUGCCACGGCACACCGAGAUCCUUACAGAACUUCCACCUCUCGAUGACUAUACCCAUUCCAUUCCUGAAAACACUAACUUUCCAGCUGGAAUUGAACCACAGAGCAAUUACAUACCAGAAACACCACCUCCAGGAUACAUCAGUGAAGAUGGAGAGACAAGUGACCAGCAGUUGAACCAAAGCAUGGAUACAGGAUCUCCAGCAGAGCUGUCUCCUAGUACUCUCUCCCCAGUUAAUCAUAGCCUGGACUUGCAACCAGUUACUUACUCGGAGCCUGCAUUCUGGUGUUCAAUAGCAUAUUAUGAAUUGAAUCAAAGAGUGGGAGAAACCUUCCAUGCAUCGCAACCUUCACUGACUGUAGAUGGCUUUACAGAUCCUUCAAAUUCAGAACGAUUUUGUCUAGGUCUGCUUUCCAACGUAAACAGAAAUGCUACAGUGGAAAUGACAAGGCGACACAUAGGAAGGGGAGUACGUCUCUACUACAUUGGUGGAGAAGUUUUUGCUGAGUGCCUAAGCGAUAGUGCAAUUUUUGUUCAGAGCCCCAACUGUAAUCAAAGAUAUGGCUGGCAUCCUGCAACCGUGUGCAAAAUUCCACCAGGAUGCAAUCUAAAAAUCUUUAAUAACCAGGAAUUUGCUGCUCUUUUGGCUCAAUCUGUGAAUCAGGGUUUUGAAGCAGUCUAUCAACUUACUAGAAUGUGUACUAUAAGAAUGAGUUUUGUUAAAGGUUGGGGAGCUGAAUACAGGCGGCAAACGGUAACAAGCACUCCGUGCUGGAUUGAACUUCAUCUGAACGGACCUCUACAAUGGUUGGACAAAGUAUUGACUCAGAUGGGCUCCCCUUCAGUACGCUGUUCCAGCAUGUCGUAAAACUCCUUCCUCCGUUAUCAGUGGGCUAAAUAUUGAGUCCAGUCAACAGACUUAAUAUAGCAGCUCGUCUGUCGUAGUAUUUGUGUGUGGUCCCCAUGAACUGUUUACUAUCCAAAAAGGUUUUUAAAAAAAAAAAAAAAAAAAGAAAACAGCACUUGAGGUCUCAUCAAUUAAAGCACCUUGUGGAUUCUGUUUCCUAUACUCUGAUACUAGAUGAAAAUUUAGUGUAUAGAAGCACCUCCUUCAGAAAGAAGAAGGGACAGUUCUAAAGACUCUUAAUGGUGUUUUUAUUGGGUAUAUAAUUGAGUGUCCGAAUGGUUUAUCAAUAACAUGAAUAGUUAAGUAUAUGUACAGGUAAUGUAUCAUGAUCUCAAAUAUCACAGUAUUGUGCUGUUCUACAUUUUAGUUCCCAUAAAUAGAUGUUUGUUUUUUUUGAUUGGGGCAAAUCUCUCAAAAUUCCAAGACUCUACUCCUUUAUUCUUUUAUAUUUUUUAUAUAAGCAGGUUUUCGAGUUGUCCUAAGCAUAAAAAGCAGACUUUCCUUGUAGAAAAGCUUACCUUUUUGCUGCCUUCUUAAAGAAAAAGAAAAUCCCUCCAUUGGAAGGGAAAGAAACGUCUGAGAUUCAUCUGUGAAAUCUUAAGACACUUUAUAUGCUUAAUGGGGCCUAAAAUGAAUUCAUAUUAUAAAUUCCAAGUAUCCAUCACACUAGGAGUCUACUUUUCCCUACCCAUCGGAGUUGAUGCGCCUAUUGCCAGCAAUAGGUGCACUGACAUUGCUGGCACUGAUGCAUUUGGGACUUUUUUUGUAUCUUGAAUCAUUGAGAUCAGUGUUUUUCUCAUGGAAUGAGAAUUUUUAGUAGCAUUGGAUACUGGAUUAAAUAUACAAGGUUAUUGGCUAACCCCUUACAUCUGUAUGUUUUAAUUAAGCAGAUGUCACUAAGAAUCUUAUUUUUUAGCUUUUGAAGCCAAACACCUUGAAAAAUCCUCUCCCAGGGUAAACUAGACUCUUUCAUAUAGGUUUUAAAUAGAUGCAGCUUCUUAACAUAUUUCAGUAACAGAACUUAAAUUUAUGAUCUGAGUGGCUUUGUAUAGCUUACUUACUUACCAGAUCAUAUGCAUUCAUUAUGUCAUAAUGGGCCUUGUUAUUAAAAGUAGUUGCUUCUGCAAAACCUCUAGGAUAGUGGUUGCUGAGGUAUGACCAGCGAAGGAGGACUUCUAGGUUCUUCAUGACAGUGCAUGUUAUUGUGAACCCUUGGACACUACAGCUGCACCAUAUUAAAAAUAUUCUGAAAUAUAUUCUACAAAUAAGUCUGGGUUGGGGAAGGGUUGGGAAACUGUAUAGAAGGGUUAUUCUGACUUGAAAAAAUAUACAUCUUACUAACAAUCUUGUGAUCUAGCUGUCUGUCAUUCUUUUGUUAUUGUGGCAGUAGCAGGAUUGCCUUUGUCUGUUUUUUUUUUUCCCCAUUUUCAUCCAUUACACUAGUACUGUACUUUGUAAGUACAGCUAGUGAUAACUUAGCUUUGAGAACAAAAAUGUGGCCAGUGUUACAGCUUUUAAUCAGUUGACUGAAUUGAUCAUAGUGAUGGAUAUUUUUAUGCCAUAAUGACUAGGGCAUAGAAGCAAUACCAAAAAUCAAGCCUUGAAAAAGUGGGCCAGACAACUCUUAAAAAUUGGCAAAGCAGUUACCGGUUUGUGCUAGUUUUACCAGUAGACUAAUGUAUUGGUAGAACUUGUGAACCUAAGAAAUAAGCUUCAUGCGUGUUGCAUUUGCCUAAUAUGUGAAUACACUAAUAAAAGUUUUAAUUCUCA